AUGGGUCGUCUUCACUCCAAGGGAAAGGGCAUUUCGUCCUCCGCCAUCCCCUACUCGCGCACUCCUGCUCCCUGGGUGAAAACCACCCCCGAGCAGGUUGUUGACCAGAUCUGCAAGCUCGCCAGAAAGGGUGCUACCCCCUCUCAGAUCGGUGUUGUCCUCCGUGACAGCCACGGUGUUGCCCAGGUCAAGACUGUCACUGGUAACAAGAUCCUCCGUAUUCUCAAGUCCAGCGGCCUCGCCCCCGAGCUCCCCGAGGAUCUGUACCACCUUAUCAAGAAGGCUGUUGCCGUCCGCAAGCACCUCGAGCGUAACCGCAAGGACAAGGACAGCAAGUUCCGCCUGAUUCUGAUCGAGUCUCGUAUCCACCGUCUGUCCCGCUACUACAAGUCCGUCGGUGUCCUCCCCCCCACCUGGAGAUACGAGUCCGCCACCGCCAGCACCCUGGUCGCCUAA
Aspergillus terreus NIH2624 is the source of this 456-nucleotide messenger RNA. Its product is annotated as 40S ribosomal protein uS15. NCBI's taxonomy places the organism in Eukaryota, Fungi, Ascomycota, Eurotiomycetes, Eurotiales, Aspergillaceae. The coding region runs from base 1 to 456 and encodes 151 amino acids. Gene Ontology annotation, molecular function: small ribosomal subunit rRNA binding; structural constituent of ribosome. Gene Ontology annotation, cellular component: ribosome; cytosolic small ribosomal subunit; nucleolus. The transcript is spliced from 4 exons. Gene Ontology annotation, biological process: translation. The record is from RefSeq and is a predicted model, not a curated record.